AUGUCGGCGUUAUUUCAGCGGGAUGAGACGGCAGUUGGGGUCUUACUUGACACGGGGAAGGUCGACCUAGAUCGUCGGGAUGGCUAUGGCUACAUGCCACUGAUGUUGGCAGCAGUUAAGCGGGCCCUACUUAAAACAGGGAAGGUUAACCCUGAUGAUCGGAACGGCGUACCAUCACCCGUCAGUGACAGCCAAUCUGCUAUCCGAGCAAUCGUCAACUUCUGA
Molecule: messenger RNA, 225 nt
Organism: Fonsecaea pedrosoi CBS 271.37
Lineage: Eukaryota; Fungi; Ascomycota; Eurotiomycetes; Chaetothyriales; Herpotrichiellaceae
Exons: 2
Coding region: 1-225 (74 amino acids)
Source: RefSeq, a predicted model, not a curated record